AUGGCAGAAACGGAGAUAUACACCGACGAAGACCUCACAAAUCUAAAUUCACUAGAUUUAGCAGCACUCUGGACAGAAUUACACCAGCGCCUCAAACCAGAAACCCACCGACUCACACAUGGCGAAUUCUGCGCAUUCCGCGGAGCUCUAAUACGGAAUCCGAUCUUGGCAGCAGCCGCAGAUCUAGACGAAGAUUAUCCGGGACUUUUCCAAAAAGUCCAAUAUUACCUGAAGAAUCCGCUUUCCAAAGACUACCUAUGUCGCGCCGCAGGAUCUUUCCCAGACCACGCGACCGUGCUUCAAAGAGCUAGUACCCUGAACAGUGAUGUCGAGUACAACAAUGACAAAAACUCCAAGUCGAACAAAGACAAUGACCCCGAGGCCACGGUAACCGAGCCAGAUCUAGUUACCGGCGCUAUUAUUGCCGAUUGUGAGUACUGCGUGACUUGGCUUUAUGAAUUAAGUAUUAUCAAGUCUGGACACGUGGGUUAUAAUGAGCAUGGAUGGUCGCUUCUGGGCGUGGCUGUUAAAGCCGAUGCGAGGAAGGUGAUUGAAGUAUUGAUAAAUCAUUCCGGCGAUGAGCCUGGGCCUAUUCAACCGUAUAGAAUAUGGUCCGAUGGGAGGGAAGCAUCCUCAAUAUUGAAAUAUGCCGUGUCGGCGCACUAUCCUAAUCUUGGUCAUGAUAAUUGUUUCUGGGCACUGCUGGAGUGGUGUGAUUCUUUUAUGGAAGAAGACGACUCCCGAGUUAAGGCCGAGCUAGACCCAUUGGACCAAUACAAAAUUAGUCAAUUAGGCUCAGUUCGAGUUGCGAAUCUAUUGAAGACUUUCGCGGUCGAUUUGUCUCAGACUGCUUCGGGACCGCAGGGAGAGGGAAUAUGGCAUGCUGCGGCAGUUCAUCAGAAUACUGUAUUCUUGACAUGGUUGAAUCAGGUUUAUCGCUCGGGGAUCAGUGAUCUCGAUGAUCAGGGUAGAACACCUCUAGUGUACGCGAUCCGACGUGGGAAACUGCAAGCUGUGGAAUGGUUUCUUCAAGAAUUGCGCCCGCAUGAGAUCGUCUUGAAGGGGGAUUCUCCAGGACAACUUAUACCCUCGCCACUAGAUAACGCAAUCGAGGCUUUGAAUGUGCAUUGUGUUGCUAUUCUAAGAUGUGUCUAUACACACAAUACCUACGAGCAUUUAUCGAAUGAUACAAACGCCAUUAUAGAAAAUAUAAACCGAUUGAUAACCAGCUCAGACGCGCAAAAACGCAAGAUUGAGACGCGAUUUCGAAAUGGUAUGCUUACUGACGGGCAGCGUCGGAUUCUUUGGAGGAUUGCUCGUGAAUGCGCUGGAGAGAAGUGUCAGGUUCUUCUUGAGGGUGCCCCGUCUAUCAUUUUCUAUAAUGUGGCUUUUCGGAAAUGCUUAGAGACUGCCAAAAAGUGCGAUGUGGGGUUUCUUCAGUAUUAUUUAACUGACGAUAGAACAAAGAAAGGUCUUCGUUCUGGUGGAGGCUUAUUAUUACCUUGA
Messenger RNA from Penicillium cosmopolitanum, 1506 nucleotides. RefSeq lists its product as uncharacterized. The transcript has a single exon. Bases 1 to 1506 code for a protein of 501 amino acids. The record is from RefSeq and is a predicted model, not a curated record. NCBI's taxonomy places the organism in Eukaryota, Fungi, Ascomycota, Eurotiomycetes, Eurotiales, Aspergillaceae.